AUCAGCUGAUUGGUUUAUUGCAAUUGGGCAAAUAGUUUACAAAGUAAAAUUGACCAAGUAAAUUUAAAAUUAAGUUAAAAUGUUUAUUGUGGCCAUAACGGGAGGAAUAGCUACAGGCAAAAGCACGGUAAGCCAAGUGUUCCGGGACAAUGGUAUACCAGUCGUUGACGCCGAUAAAAUUGCUCGAGAAAUUGUGCAACCUGGAACAACAUGUUGGCAUAAAAUACGACAAGUAUUUGGUGAAGAAAUUAUUCUGCCAACUAAAGAAAUCAAUCGUGAGGCCUUGGGCAAGGCCAUUUUUAGCGACAAACAAUUACGCGGCAAAUUAAAUCAAAUUACACAUCCGGUAAUUCAUCGCACAAUUUUCCUGCAGGUUUUUAAACAUUUCAUGAGUGGGCACUCGUGGAUUGUGCUCGAUUUGCCCCUGCUCUUCGAAACGGGCAUACUUAUGGAAUUUAUAUAUAAGAUAAUUACUGUGUCGUGUGACGCUGAGAUACAGUUAAAUCGACUUAUGCAACGUAACGAAUAUUCAAUGGAGGAUGCUAAAAAACGUAUUGAAUCUCAAAUGCCAUUAGAUAAAAAAUGCGACCAGUCGCAUUUCGUCAUUGAUAAUUCCGGUAGCAUUGAAGAAACAAAGGAGGCAGCUCUGCGCAUCGUCCAACUAAUGAAUGACUCCAAACAUCAUUGGCGCAAUCGUGUGACACUUUUUGGCAUAGUUUUGGGACUCGGACUGGUAUUAUAUUAUUUGAAUCGAAUAUUUAAAAUCUUUCCGAGUUCCGAUACGCAAAUUGAAUAAUUCAACUUAGAUAUUCAGAAUACGCUCUGUUAAAAAUAAAUCGCAAGCAUAAAAUAAAUUUACUUGAUUUUAUCUCCACUAUUAAACAUUUCCAAAUAUACACGAAAUAACCAAAGAAUAAAUUAAAAUACAAAAUCAGAA
Molecule: messenger RNA, 937 nt
Organism: Anastrepha obliqua
Lineage: Eukaryota; Metazoa; Arthropoda; Insecta; Diptera; Tephritidae
Gene: Dpck
Product: dephospho-CoA kinase domain-containing protein
Exons: 3
Coding region: 80-796 (238 amino acids)
Biological process (GO): coenzyme A biosynthetic process
Molecular function (GO): ATP binding; dephospho-CoA kinase activity
Source: RefSeq, a predicted model, not a curated record